Molecule: messenger RNA, 3080 nt
Organism: Podarcis muralis (Common wall lizard)
Lineage: Eukaryota; Metazoa; Chordata; Lepidosauria; Squamata; Lacertidae
Source: RefSeq, a predicted model, not a curated record
GCCAACAUUCUGUCCCCGCCCACGCCGGUGAGGAGCUGAAUCGAGUCACCUCCGCGUUUAGCUGCGUGCGGAUCGUCGCUGGAAGACCUUCGUCGUUGCUCCGGCUCCGGGUUAGUUGAAAGCCCUGCCAUGACGUCGGAAGGAAGUCCCGUGAGCGACACAGCUCCAGAAAACCAAGAGCCUGAUCAGCAGAAUGUGGUCAGUCGAGUGGUCAGCCUCCCACUGGUCAGUUCAACCUUCGACAUGGUCUCCUCCGCUUACGCCUCCACAAAAGAGACCCACCCCUACCUCAAGUCCGUUUGCGACGUGGCAGAGAAGAGCGUGAAGACCCUCACGGCGGCGGCCGUUGGCGGCGCCCAACCUCUCUUGACCAAGCUGGAGCCUCAGAUUGCAACGGCCAAUCAGUAUGCUUGCAAGGGGUUGGACAAAUUGGAAGAGAAACUGCCUAUUUUGCAACAGCCAUCAGAGAAGGUGGUUGCAGACACGAAGGAACUGGUCUCCACCAAAGUGACUGGGGCCCGGGACACUGUCUCCGGUACCCUCAACGGGGCGAAGGAUGCUGUGGCUGGCGGCGUGAGCGGGGUGGUGGAAAUGGCCAAAGGGGCCGUACACGGUGGCGUGCAGAUGACCAGAUCGGUGGUGGCUGGCAGUGUGAACACCGUCCUGGGGUCCAGAGUGGGUCAAAUGGUCACCACUGGCAUGGAUGUGGUCCUGGGCAAGUCUGAAGAGCUAGUGGACCAUUAUCUCCCGAUGACGGACAAAGAACUGGCUGAACUCGCUACCUCCGUUGAGGGUUUUGAAAUCGCCACCGUGGAGCAGCAGAAAGAGCAGAGGAGCUACUUUGUGCGCCUGGGGUCUCUCUCAGCCAAACUCCGCCACCGAGCCUACCAGCACUCUCUGGGCAAGUUGAGGGAUGCCAAGCAGAGUACCCAAGAUGCCCUCGCCCAGCUGCACCAAACCAUCGAGCUGAUGGAACAUGUCAAACAGGGAGUGGACCGCAAGGUACAUGGCAGCCAAGAGAAGUUGCAUCAGAUGUGGCUGGAUUGGAACCAGAAGCAAGCUCAAAGUGAUGAGCCACAACACUCCUUGGUGCAGCCAGAGGUGGAAUCCCAGUCUCUCGCCCUGCUUAGGGGCCUCACCCAGCAGCUGCAGCUCUCCUGCGUCACCCUCGUGUCCAGUGUCCAAGGCCUUCCCUCCGGGAUCCAGGACAGAGUCCAGCAGCUCCGCCAAACCGUCGAGGGUCUCCACUCCUCCUUCUCCGGGGCUCGCUCCUUCCAAGACGUGCCGGCCGCCCUCCUGAGCCAGAGCCGCGAGAGCAUCGCCAAGGCGCGCAGCUCGAUGGAUGAGAUGUUGGACUACGUUGUGCAAAACGUCCCCCUCCCGUGGGUGGUGGGCCCUUUUGCGCCCAACCUGGUGGAGCUUCCAGAGGCAGAGGGAGUUGGCUCCCGGGCGCAGGAAGACCCCGCCGAAAAGCCUAAGACCCCGCAAAAGGAGCCCUCCGAACCGGAGAAGGAACUUUAGAUCUUCCGUGCUGUGCUUUUCGGAAAUCUGCGGCGGUUGCAGAGAAUCCUUGGGAACCGUAGUAUUGCAAGGAAGUCGAGGAUACCGAACCUGUAGCCCUCCAGAUGUUGUGGCUCUUGGCUCCCAGCACAUCUGGAGGACCAUAGAUUCCCCGUCUCAAAGACCUGGUGCUUUUUUAUUUUCUUUUUGCAGAACUACAGUUCCCAGGUGUUUCUGGCUGAGCAGAGGUUCCCAACAGCACCUGUUGUAAUUUAGAUGUGCCUUUUGGGAAUGCUGAAUGGUGGCGGCGACAAGGGAAAAAAUGGUCUGAACGAUGAGCCGCUUUGUGUGUUUGUCAAACACAUCUCCCGUCCUCUAGAAAGAGAAUAUUGUCCUAUUCCCCCACUGCCGCCACUUAGGGGCAUUUAAAGUCCCUAGCAAAUAGCUCAGAACUCAGAAAUUUUGAAAUGGGAAGAGAAGGAGCCUUGGGUAAAUUGCUUACCCAAUCUGGGGGCCACUAGAAUUUUUGGAAUUUACUAUUAAAAAAGAGAGAGAGAGAGAGAGAGAAAUGGUUUUCUCAAGCUAAGUUCUACUCAAGAGUUGACCGAAUGAAAUUAAUGUCCCGAAGCAAUGGGUUGCAUCUACUGCUGGCCCUACUCCCAAGUAGACCCGUGCCCAGCAUGUCAUGGUCCUACUUCCGAGUAGGACCGACAGUGGCUGCAAACCUCUUGAAACGACUGGAGCCAAGUGAGCUAUGUGCAUUAUUUUCAGCUCGUCUACUCUUGAGUAAGACUGACACUAGACAUGAUCUAACACGGAAUUGUAGAGUUGGAAGGGACCCAUGACGGUCCUCUAACUAGUCCAGCCCCCUUCAAGGCAGGAAACGUUUGCCCAACUUGGGACUCGAACCCACAACCUCUGGGAUUAGGGGGUCUUAUGCCCUAUUGACUGAGCUAUCCAUGUGUGCCCUGUAAAUCUUGGUUUUCUAGAUUUAGAUUCAGGAAAUCCCAAUGCUUUUAACGUAGGUUUGAACUAUUGUUUUAACUAUUAGUGAAAUGUCUCCUCCUUCACUCUUGCCCUCCUACCCUGUUGUGGCUUUCAGUUUUUGACAAUAUUUCUCUUCCCUACCCCCCUCCUCAAUUUCUCAAGUUUCUUCCCAAUGCCAUGGGGGUGGAAAAAAAGACCCCGCCCUGCUCUUAAUGUGGUUCCAGCAUGAAUCUUGCGUAGCCUCCGUUGGUGGCCUUUCUUUUGUAACACCACAAUUCCUCUAGUCUUGCUGCCUCCCUCUGGGGUGGGAAACUGCUCUUUAGUGCUCAUUCGGAGCAAACAGCCGUGGGUUUCCAGUGGGUUGCUGUUUGUUCCUAUUUUGAGCUAAAGAGCAGGGUUUGUUUGUUUUUUCUGGGAAAGGAGAAGGACAAGGAGGCAAGCACUUGGAACUGUCCGAGUGCAGGUCAAGAGGAACUUUGGGUGAGCCCUGGAAUCAGCGCCGGUCCCGAGAAAUCCAGCCUGAAGUGCCGCUAAUGUUUUUGUACCUCCGUAGAAUUGUUUUACUUCCAGAAUAAAGAAAUGACUUCUUUUGA